CGUGGAGGUUUCUUAACACGAUACAACUGGUUUAUGGCUUUGACAAAAUGUUUGAAUGGAGACGUGAUCAACAAACCAACAUCCAGCGAGAACCCUCUACAUUUAAAGUGUCUCGUUUCACAAAAACAAAUCGGAUGUGAAACUAUGAGGGCCGUGUGAAGACCUCGUCAGCAUUGAUCACCGAAGCUUUAAAUGUUAGACAAUACACUGAACAUUUACGUGUGUUACGCCUCGUGAAACAAUACUCAGUAUACACUACAUAUACCCACGGAAUGACGUGUGCACUGCUCCAACUGAACGAUAUAUAUACGGGUGGAAUCAAAGUUAUGGCGAUUGACUGACGUUAUGUUUGGGUUAUUCAGCCGGCGUCGUCGACGUCGAAGACUCGUCGGCUUCGUGAUUAUCGUCGUCCUGCUCAUCGUACUAUGCGAAGUAUCUAUUGACAACACUGACGGUCAUUGGGGAAUCAACAUUCAUUUACGUACUAGUCAGAGCCAUAAAACACCGCCGGUAGAUCCACCCAGUAAGGUCAAAGUGGGCAAAGCGAGAUCUCGAUGGCGUAGACAGAUAGACCUUCGUUACCACCGCCUACAGAGUAUGUGUACGCCAGCGGAUACAGAAUCAAACUUCACCCCACUGAACCUACGUCACUUCCAGUACAACCACAAAUACCGGAUGUUCUACUGCGGUGUGGAGAAAAGUGGCUCCACAUUUUGGCGAAGACUUCUGCAACAAAUAGACAAAAAUGUUAUCAUUAGUCCAUACAAUAUCCGGCCUGAAAACGGGCUGCUUAAUUAUAAAAACCUUGGCAAUGAAACAAUGGAAGAAUUAGGAGACAUUUUAAAGUUUUCUAUCAAGUUUAUGGUUGCCAGAGACCCGUAUACGAGACUGCUGUCUGGAUAUAUAGACAAGUUAUAUUCACCCAACGUCUAUUUUUGGGACUCCGUAGGGGAGCAUAUCGUGCGAACUGUCCGACCUAACGCUACUAUGAAAAGUAAAACUUGUGGACAUGAUGUGACGUUUUUAGAAUUUGUGAAAUACGUCAUCAAAGCUCAGACGACAGGGGAGAAAAAAGACAGUCACUUUAUACCCGCAGUGGAAAUAUGUCAUCCUUGUAAAGUGAAAUUUGACAUUAUAAGUCACAUGGAGACUUUAAAAUUUGACACACGUUACAUUUUAGAAACAUUCAACCUUCGGUCUUACUUAAGCGUUAUUGAGGGCCCGUCCUUUAACAUGCUCAAUGAUACUAUAUAUGAUGCAGCACAGGCUUUUGUGAUAAUGAGGACGGACAUGCGAAGAUGUGUAAAUGUGCACACUGCGCUUCUAAGAGUUUGGAAAAAGCUACAAAUCAAAGGAAUUGUCAGUUUAGAUACAGCAUGUCCUUUUAAAAAAGACGAAGUGUUGGAUUUAACUAUAGACGACCUGACAAGUGUCAUCAGAAAAGCUUUCGAUUCGGCUUCUCUAAGUAUGUUACAAUCUCAACGAAAGUCGCUGUUUUUGCAAUAUUAUAGGCAAAUACCACUGGUUGUACUACGUAAGCUAGCAGAUGUAUUUAAAAAGGACUUUGACUACUUUGGUUACGAUCAGUUUCCAGAUAUUUUGUUUAAACGAACAAAUGAAGAUUAAACGAUCGCAAAAAAUGUCAGCGCAUAUCUUGUGAGAAGGAUUCCUCUUUAAAUACUCUUUAUGUUUUAUCGUGUCCUAAGUGUGUGUUUUAAUGCAUCAGCAC
Molecule: messenger RNA, 1729 nt
Organism: Mizuhopecten yessoensis (Yesso scallop)
Lineage: Eukaryota; Metazoa; Mollusca; Bivalvia; Pectinida; Pectinidae
Product: carbohydrate sulfotransferase 11-like
Exons: 4
Coding region: 346-1626 (426 amino acids)
Biological process (GO): carbohydrate biosynthetic process
Cellular component (GO): membrane
Molecular function (GO): sulfotransferase activity
Source: RefSeq, a predicted model, not a curated record